ANCUACAGCACUGACUGCAUUCAGAGAGGGAACCUGCAAAGAAAACUUCACAGAAAACUUUUUGUUCUCGUUCCAGAGAAUUUGCUGAGGAGGAGAAGGGAAAGACCAAACCAAACCAAACCAAGAAAAAACCUGUGCGUGAGGGGGGAGGAGAAGCAGGGCCUUUAAAAAGGCAACCACAACAACUUUUGCUGCCAGGAUGCCCUUGCUUUGGCUGCGAGGAUUUUUGUUGGCGAGUUGCUGGAUUAUAGUGAGGAGUUCCCCCACCCCGGGAUCCGAGGGGCACAGUGCGGACCCUGCCUGCCCGUCCUGUGCACUGACCACCCUUCCCAAGGAUGUACCCAACGCUCAGCCGGAGAUGGUGGAGGCCGUCAAAAAGCACAUUUUAAACAUGCUGCACUUAAAGAAGAGACCUGAGGUCACCCAGCCGGUGCCCAAGGCGGCGCUUCUGAAUGCGAUCAGAAAGCUCCAUGUGGGCAAAGUGGGGGAGAACGGGUACGUGGAAAUAGAGGAUGACAUCGGAAGGAGGGCAGAAAUGAAUGAACUGAUGGAGCAGACAUCGGAGAUCAUCACGUUCGCGGAAUCAGGGACUACCAGGAAGAUGCUGCACUUUGAGAUUUCCAAAGAAGGCAGUGAUCUGUCAGUGGUGGAGCGUGCAGAAGUCUGGCUCUUCUUAAAAGUCCCCAAGGCCAACAGGAACAGGACCAAAGUCACCAUCCAUCUCUUUCAGCAGCAGAAGCACCUGCAGGGCAGCUUGGAUACAGGGGAUGAGGCAGAGGCAGUUGGCUUAAUGGAGGAGAGGAGUGAACUGUUGAUAUCAGAAAAGGCAGUGGAUGCUCGAAAGAGCACCUGGCACAUCUUUCCUGUCUCCAGCAGUAUCCAGCGGUUACUGGACCAGGGCAAAAGCUCCCUUGACAUUCGGAUUGCCUGUGAGCAGUGCCAUGAGACUGGUGCCAGUGUUGUGCUCCUGGGCAAGAAGAAGAAGAAAGAAGAGGAGGGGGAAGGAAAGAAAAAGGCUGGAGGAGAAGGAGGGGUGGGAGGAGAUGAGGAGAAGGAGCAGUCCCACAGACCUUUUCUCAUGCUGCAGGCCCGGCAAUCUGAAGACCACCCUCAUCGGAGACGGCGACGGGGCUUGGAGUGUGAUGGCAAGGUCAACAUCUGCUGUAAGAAACAGUUCUUUGUUAGUUUCAAGGAUAUUGGCUGGAAUGACUGGAUCAUUGCUCCCUCUGGCUAUCAUGCCAACUACUGCGAGGGUGAGUGCCCCAGCCAUAUAGCAGGCACAUCAGGGUCAUCGCUCUCCUUUCACUCAACCGUCAUCAACCACUACCGCAUGCGGGGUUAUAGCCCCUUUGCCAACCUCAAGUCAUGCUGUGUGCCCACCAAGCUGAGACCCAUGUCCAUGUUGUACUAUGAUGAUGGGCAAAACAUCAUCAAGAAGGACAUUCAGAACAUGAUAGUGGAAGAGUGUGGGUGCUCGUAGAGUGUCCAGCCCAAGGGGAAUGGGAACAAGAGUUGUCCAGAGAGGACAGUGGCAAAAUGAAGAAAUGUUUAAGGUUUCUGAGUUAAACAACCAGAAAAGUAGAAAUUAAAAAAAUAGUAAACUAAAAACAAAACCUGAAACAGAUAAAGGAAGAUGUGGAAAAAUUCCCUACCUGGGGCUCAGAAAUGAAGCAGUGAAGGAGGUGGGAAUUGAGAAGGAAAGGGAACGGAGCAUCCUUUAUUUCUUCUGAUAUCAAAGGGAUGAUAUCAGUUGCUUGAACAGGAGUAUUGUUGUCUCCUCUUCAGUUCCCUUUCAGGGUGAGCCUGGAAGUCAACUUGUCUAUUCUGCAAUAAUGUGGGGUAGCAUGACCCGAAUAGCAUCUAGAAAGCUAUGAGUUUGAAAGGGCCAGUUACAGGCACUUUCCACCCAGUUACCCAGGUCGUAAGGUAUGUCUGUGUGACCCUCUCUCUGUGUAUAUCAGUGUGCAUACACACACACUAUCCCCCCCCACACAUAUGCACAUAUGCCACAGACCCCGCACACUCAGACACCCUCCCUACAUACACACACACACACACACCACAUAUAGAGGCAUUUCUACACACCCACAUACAUACAUGUAUUGGUAAAAGAACAUAAUGUGCAGGUGGUCACACUUCCUUUUUCUGCAACAAAACAAAACAAAAGCCAACAUAAAAAAUUGAGAAACAGAAGAGAAUAGUAAAGGAUCAAGGAAAAAAGAAUACCAAGUUAUAUUUCGUUAAGGUGCUUAUGAUCUUAGAACUAUGCAACCUAAAUAGGUUUGAAACUGUUUACCUGAGAGAGAACAAAACGAGAGACUUUUUGGUAUUGGAAGUAACCUGAUUAAUUUUUAUUUUCUUCAAGGAGAGAUACUUGAAAGGAAUAUGUUUGUCCAUGUGUUGGAUCCAAACAUUUCUAUAUUUUGUAAAUGUGUUUUUUUUUUUGUUGUUUUCUUUUUAUCGUUUACUAUUUGCACUACAAUGGUGUUUGACCUGUCCAAUCCUUAUUUAACAAGUAUUUUCUUUGGGUGGGGGUGGGAGGGUUAAAAGCUGCAUUUAAUGUGAGCUAUAAAAGAACUGCUACAGCACACAAAAUAGCUAUUUUUAUUAUUAUAAUUAUUAUUAUUAUUUUGUACCUUAAAAAUAGACACAUACACCAAAGACAUUUGUGUGAGCCUUUAAACAGUCUGUUUGUGGUUGGUGUUAUUCACCAUCAAUGAGUCAGGGGUUGGGAUUCAAGGUUGAGUAAAUGGUUUGUGUUCAGGCUUAAAAGACCUGAGAAGUUUGAUUUUUUACUCCUUUUAUAUCCAUGAAACAGGACAUUUCAUACUGGAUGUACAGUAGUUGUACACUGUUGGAAAGCAAGUUUAAUCAAAUUCAUGACAUGCUACAUGCUUGUAUAUGUAUAUAUACAUUGCUUGUGCAUAUGCAUAUCUGUGUGUAUAUAUGCAUGUAUUACAUCAUGUCCAUACACAUUUUAAGCACUUCCAGCUGUCAUUUUUAAAUGUUUUUAAAGAAAUGAAUGUUUGUGUGCAAAACACAGUAUUUUUAAGAAGAGGUUAUAGUUUUUGCUUUUACUCUGAACUAGGUGGGCACAUUUCAAAAAAUUUGAUUGGAAAAAGCCUGGAAAUUCCAGUGAAUAAUUUAGCAAGGCCCUCUUUCAAUGUUCAGAGAUCCAGGUCCCUCCUCUUCCUUGCCCCCACGCCCACUCUACAAGUUAUUCCCUGCUGGAAAAACAGGAAACUCAUGUACAUCAAAGCUCUAGACUGGUUUUUUGGUGUGUUUUUUUUUGUUUUGUUUUGUUUUUUUGCAGCUUAAUUUAUUAUCUAUUGGAAUCAAUCUUAAAUCAGAAGCUUUUUCAGAAAAAAUAGUAACUUUUAGUCCAGAAUAGAAGAGAUAAGUGCAAUUUUUUUAUUUUUUUUUUAAUGCUUAAGGCCUGGUUCUGAGAAAUAUUACCUGCACAACUGGGCUAAA
Messenger RNA from Miniopterus natalensis, 3474 nucleotides. It is a transcript of the gene INHBA, whose product is annotated as inhibin subunit beta A. NCBI's taxonomy places the organism in Eukaryota, Metazoa, Chordata, Mammalia, Chiroptera, Miniopteridae. Gene Ontology annotation, molecular function: growth factor activity; cytokine activity; hormone activity. Gene Ontology annotation, cellular component: extracellular region. The record is from RefSeq and is a predicted model, not a curated record.